AUGGGCAAAGGCUGGGUUGAUGUACUGUUUGGCGGACGGGAUAACUGCCACGUGGAAAACAUUCUGUUUGAAGUGGUUGAUCUGGAUAGCCGUUACCAUGCCCUGCUAGGAAGGCCGACAUUUGCGAAGUUCAUGGCCUCUACCGAUACGGCUUACCUGAAGAUGAUGAUACCGGCGUCCAACGGUCCAAUAACCGUGGUGGGCAACUACAAGGUCUCGAUGGAAACUGCUUCAGCCGAAUCAAACUUGGCUGAGUCACUGGUCAUAGCAGAAGAGAAAAGGAGGAUCCAAACUGCUGUCGCGCUGGCACAAUCAUCCCAGCUGAACUUAGCAGCACUGAGCAGCCCACUUGGAGGAACGGCAUUCAAGCCAUCAAAGGAGACGAAGGACAUCAUGCUGGACCCAGCAUACCCGGAGUGCACCGUUCGCAUUGGUGCCGGACUGAGUGAGGCAUAG
Molecule: messenger RNA, 456 nt
Organism: Lolium perenne
Lineage: Eukaryota; Viridiplantae; Streptophyta; Magnoliopsida; Poales; Poaceae
Source: RefSeq, a predicted model, not a curated record